This is a messenger RNA of Electrophorus electricus (electric eel), 2331 nucleotides long. It is a transcript of the gene nxf1a, whose product is annotated as nuclear RNA export factor 1a. Gene Ontology annotation, cellular component: nucleus; cytoplasm. Gene Ontology annotation, molecular function: RNA binding; protein binding. Gene Ontology annotation, biological process: poly(A)+ mRNA export from nucleus. The record is from RefSeq and is a predicted model, not a curated record. NCBI's taxonomy places the organism in Eukaryota, Metazoa, Chordata, Actinopteri, Gymnotiformes, Gymnotidae.
UGUAGUUCUUUAGGAACAUUGUGUUUGGGUAGUGCGCAGUCGUUGUAUCCGUAUACUACUGGCAUAUAAUUAAAAGUAAUUUGUGAAAGGUAGGUUUAAAUGUUCAUGUUUAAUUGAAAUAAUUUGCAGUUCAGCUUUGGUAAAGGGAAACUGCUGUUAGUUUCUUAAACCGACGGUGAUUAGGUUGAGAGAUGGCGGACGAUAGCCGCUACUACAAUGAGCAUGAUGACCGCGUGGGCAGCCCUCAUUUCUGUCAUCGUAAGGGCCGUGGGCCCUUCAGAGGACGCGUGCACAAUGAGCCAGUACGUCAGAGGCACAGAGGCUUUCCUGCGGGAGGCUUUGGUCCUGGUCCCCCAAGCCGGUUUGAGGAUGACUGUGAUGUGGACAUGACUGGUGGCCAAGAUGGGCCAUCCCAUCGGAGAUUCAACCCCUAUGGACGGCCCACCCGAAGAGGAGAAGGCCGAUUUGAUCUAGACAGAAGAGGAGGGGGCUUUUGGGGCUGCAGGUCUACAGGAGGCAGUGGAGUAUUUGGGGAUGCAGGAAGACUUGGAGGUGGAGUGAGUUCAGACAAAUCCAAAACAUGGUACAAAAUAACGAUACCCUAUGGCAGGAAAUAUGACAAGAAAUGGCUGCUGACUGCAUUACAAAAUCUUUGCCCCAUACCUAUUAUUCCAAUGCAUUAUGCCACAGAGGGCCAGAAAGUGCAGUUCUACUUGGAGGAUGCCACAGCCGCCAGCGCCCUGUGCAAAAUCACACGUAGGAUCACAGACCGUGAAGGAUAUAAGGUGGUUGUGUGGAUGAAUGCCUGUUCCCCUCCUUCCUUUCUCCAGAGUGACCUGAAAGACCAGGAUUUAGUACACUUAAAGCAAUGCAUGUCCAAACGUUUUGAUCGUUCUGAGCAAUUUCUCGAUUUGAACAGCAUUCGCACUGAUCCAGAGUUGGUGUCUCAGAACAUUGAGGUUAUUUUGAGCAGGAAAAGCUGCAUGCAGGCUGUGGUAAAGAUCAUUGAGGAGAAUAUUCCAGAGCUGGUGAGUCUGAAUCUAAGCAAUAACAGACUAUACAAGUUGGACGACCUUGCUGAUUUGGUGAACAAAGCCCCAAUCUAAGCGCUCAACCUGUCCCAUAAUGAGCUGAAGUCAGAGCGGGAGCUGGACAAGGUGAAGGGCUUCAAGCUGGCAGAGCUGUGGCUGGAUCGCAACCCUCUGUGUGAUCACUUCAAGGACAAGCCCACGUACAUUAGCGCUAUUCGGGAACGAUUCCCCAGGCUCCUCCGACUGGAUGGCCAUAAUCUUCCGGCAACGAUAGGUUUUGAUGUUGAAACUCGCACUGCAAUUCCUAUGUGCAAGGGCAGCUAUUUUGGUUCCGAGGAAAUCAAGGAAUUCAUUGUGCGCUUCCUGCAGCAAUACUACAGUGUUUAUGACUCGGGAGACAGACAGCCUCUACUGGACGCCUAUCACGAUGGGGCCUGCUUUUCUCUCAGUCUGCCUGUCACCAUGCACAUCCCUUCCAGGUCUAGUUUGGGAGACUAUAAUAAAGACAAUCGCAACAUUAAGAAAGUCAAAGACCCUGGCACAAGGUUCCGCUUGUUGAAGCACACACGACUAAAUGUAGUCGCCUUUCUCAAUGAGCUCCCCAAGACCCAGCAUGACACAGCCUCUUUCACUGUAGAUGUAAACACAUACACGCAAACAUUACUGGCAUUUACAGUAAGUGGGGUAUUUAAGGAAGUUGAUGGCAAGUCCAGAGACUCUGUUCAUGCAUUCUUUCGGGUCUUCAUUGCAGUUCCAGCCAUGAAUUCUGGGUUGUGUUUAGUCAAUGAUGAGCUAUUUGUGAGGAAUGCUGCCCCUGAGGAGAUCCGCCGUGCGUUUGCUGCACCAGGCCCCACACCCUCCAGCAGCCCUGUCCCCACACUUUCUGCGUCCCAGCAGGAGAUGCUCUCAGCGUUCUCCCAGAAAUCUCAGAUGAAUCUCGAAUGGUCCCAGAAGUGUCUACAGCAUAGUGAAUGGAACUUCAACCGAGCUGUUCAAACCUUCACAGAACUUAAGGAUCAGGGCUCCAUACCAGAAGUCGCUUUCAUAAAGUGAAGAUGGAUCAAUGUAGUUUUGUUUGCAAAUAUGAAAACAAGGAACUUUGUUUUUAUAUACAUUUUUAGAGUUUUUUUUCUGCACUUUGUAUUUUCAGCUAUUCUGAGAACCUCAAAAAUCACUUGUUAUUCUGUUACAGUUGCAUUUAAGUUAUUUUUAUUUAUGUAUAACCAUUCAUGUUUUCAUUUCUACUGCGUAGUAUAUGGUUUCUGUGUUUUCUCAGAAAUAAAAUCUAUUGUUGCCAUAA